GGUAUAACCGUUUUAUGAUAACUUAUCACUUCUAUUAUUGUUAACAAAUACGUUACGUUCUCUAACUUUACUCUUUGAACAUAUAGUAUUACAUUUAAGAUCAACAUCACAAAGAAAUAACUUAUAAUAUUAAUUACAACUUUAAAUAACAUUAAUUAUUCAAAAAAAAAAAAAAUUAUGAAUUAGAAUAAUUUAAAGCAAUGUUAUUAAAUGGUUUAAUUUCAAUACAGGAUUUAUCAAUACCUGGCCAAACUCAAAUCCGUCCUCUUCGAUCUUCCUUAUUGAGUAAACAAGUGAAUGGCGUGUAUUUUCUAACCAUUAAAAACUCAAUGUAUCCAAAUUGUAUCAAUUACAAAGUUGCAGAUUUAGAAGCAGUACAUACUAAAUUUGUAAAAGACGGUAAAGCAACUUUGCGAUUUAAACAACCAAAACAUCAAAUUUUAUUAAAUGCUGAUGACCGCAAUAUGUUAUUUAUGUUUUUACGUCAAAUUCAAGACAUUAUUAGUGGGAAAGAUGUUAAAAUUGGAACACGACAAAUUCCAAAGAAAAUACCUUCUAAAAAAGAUGUAAAUCGGUUUGAUCCUUCAGCCCAUGAGUUUAUUGCAGCUGAUCGAUUUGACAAACGCAUAUUGAAUAUGAGACAGCUUCAUUCAUUAAUCUUAGAAAACUGUGUACUUCCUUCAUUACCAGAACAUAUUGGUGAUCUACCUAUUUCUUUACUUAGUUUAACAGGCAGUAAACUUGCUACAGCAUCACAAUAUGAUCAAGACAUUUAUUGGAAUUGGAUGUCUAAAAACACUAUCAGCAACACGUUAACAAGCCUAAAAAUGGAUUCGGUGAAUUUGAAAAUUCUACCUUUUGAAAUAAUGUUUUUAAAAAAACUGCAAGAUUUAUCAUUGGCUAAAAAUAAGUUGAUAAAUUUACCACAAUGCAUUGGAGAGUUAAAAAAAUUACAUACUUUAUCCAUCUCUGAUAACCUGCUGAGGUUUAUGCCAGAUAAUUUAAUUAAUAAGCAAUUUAAAUCUCUUGAUGUUUCAAAUAAUCAUUUUAUAAAUGAACAACGAGAUGCUGAAAUUAUUAACAACUUUAAUUCAAAAGUUUAUGAAUAUAAUAAAAAUAAACAAGUAAAUAAGGUAGAAAGAAUAAAGACUGUCAAUACAAAUUGUAUAAAUUUAGUACUCUUAACUAUAAGAUCAAUUAUAAAUAAUUCUAUCAGAUUUUAUAGACAAGAAAUUCCUAGAACUCUGUGGAGAUAUUUUGAUGCUGCAGGUCGUUGUAGAAAAUGUGAGCAAUUUGUAUUACCUCAGGCAUACUUUGAAUUUAUUCAUUUUAAAAAUCCACAAGCAAUAGAUUAUCAAUGGAGUAACUAUAUUACAGUUGUUCCAUGGUUAUCAUUUGAGUGUUAUAAAUGUAUUGAGUUAAGUUGUCUAUAGUAAUUUUUCAUAAUUUAUAUUAAAUUUAAAAGCAUGUAUCUUGUUGCUUUAAACUGUUAAUAUUUAUUGGUAAUCAUCUAUUUUUAUACUUAAAUAUAAUUUUUAGAUACAAUUCAAU
Daktulosphaira vitifoliae (grape phylloxera) is the source of this 1551-nucleotide messenger RNA. RefSeq names its product leucine-rich repeat and death domain-containing protein 1-like. The record is from RefSeq and is a predicted model, not a curated record. NCBI's taxonomy places the organism in Eukaryota, Metazoa, Arthropoda, Insecta, Hemiptera, Phylloxeridae. The transcript is spliced from 2 exons. The coding region runs from base 201 to 1433 and encodes 410 amino acids.